AAGCGAAAAGAAAUAAGAAAAGUCCCGAAAAAAAACUCACGCAAGUCCGCAAAAGGGGAGGCAACCAAACCGCGCCACCGACUCGAGGCCUCGCGACGCGACACAAACGCGCCUCGUCUCCCGCCGCCGCCGCCGCCGCCGCCAUUGGCCAUCUCCAGCCCCCUAGGUUCGGUUCGGCUGCGCGUCCGGGCCUUGGUGCCGCGGCGCGGACUGUGCUGGGGUUUUGGUGGGGGAUACGGGAGGGGUGGCGUCGUAUGGUCUGCGGUGGCCUCUGAUCCGGUGAAGGAAGCAGCAGCGGGAGGAGGCGUCUCCGAUGCUACGGCUAGUGGGGAUCAGCGAGAGGUUGUUGGCGAUCGGAACAAAUAGGCGGGCAGCCAAAAUUUCCCAGCCAAGCCACAGCAGUGGGUACUACACAGCAGUGAGGGACAAUGGCUAUUCGACAAGGCGAAAUAUUCCAGCCGUCUUCUCGAGAAUGUUCUCACAUUACAAGGUCUUGGUCAGAAAGAACAGAAGCGAUGAUCACAAGUGCAGAAACAGGAUGUCUAGAGGAUACCACACCCUCUCUGUUGCAGUAGCAAAUUCAUCGGCAACCCAACAAGCCCAAUUGGCAUGGAAGCGGCUCAGUCAUAUGUACUCGUAUAGCAGUCCCCGGUUACCUCUCAUGAGCCGGGCAGCCUGUGCUGUAAGCCUGUCCGUUACGAGGUUCCAUGUUAUCCCUGGCGUCAUGGCUCUAGCUUUUGGCAAGAUGGCACUUGCAAGGCCUGUCCUGGCAGAUUCACAACUGUACAAGCCCACAAUGGAUGGUAUCGUCACAAAGGCACAAGAUGCUCGCCAGUUUCUGUCAUCUAUGGUUUGGUCAAUCUGGGAGGGCAUCACUUUGCUUAUUAGAGCAGUGCAUUUGACAUUCUUGUUCUUUCCUGCAACUGCAUUAGCUCCAUUUGCUGAUAGUUUCAGUGUUGCAUUCAGAAGAAGGUGGCUUAGUCUUGUGCGCCAGACCCUUGAAAAGGCUGGGCCAGCAUUCAUUAAGUGGGGCCAGUGGGCUGCAACACGCCCUGAUCUUUUUCCAAGUGAUCUCUGUGUUGAGCUCGCAAAGCUUCACAGCGCAGCUCCAGCUCAUGGCUUUGCUUACAGCAAGGCUGCCAUUGAGAAGGCAUUUGGUCGCGAACUUUCUGAAAUAUUUGCGACUUUUGAGGAGAACCCGGUAGCUUCUGGAAGCAUUGCACAAAUACAUCGGGCUACACUAAAAAAUCAGCAUCCUGGAAAGCAUGUUGCUGUUAAGGUGAGGCAUCCUGGUGUUGGUGAAUCAAUCAAGAGAGACUUUCUACUCAUCAAUCUUGUGGCAAAAGUUUCUAAUGUCGUCCCUGGAUUGAGCUGGCUGCGGCUGGAUGAGAGUGUCCGCCAGUUUGCAGUAUUCAUGAUGUCUCAAGUUGACCUUUCAAGGGAAGCUGCUCAUUUGAGUCGUUUUAUCUACAACUUCCGCAGAUGGAGACAUGUGUCUUUCCCAAAGCCCUUAUAUCCCCUUGUGCAUCCAUCUGUCCUUGUUGAGACUUUUGAGAAUGGAGAAAGUGUUUCUCGUUUUAUGGAUGAAAUCGAAGGAAAUGCUCGGAUGAAGAGAGAACUUGCCCAUAUUGGGACAUAUGCUUUCUUGAAGAUGCUCCUGGAGGACAAUUUUAUUCACGCGGAUAUGCACCCUGGGAACAUUCUUGUCCGUCUACAUGAGAGCAAGCUUUCAAGGAAAAGAUUUUUUAGAGCUAAGCCCCAUAUUGUGUUUCUUGAUGUGGGCAUGACUGCUGAGCUCACACGAGCUGAUCGUGAUAACUUACAACAGUUCUUCAAGGCGGUGGCCACCAGAGAUGGUCGUACUGCUGCUAACUGUACCCUAAAGUUAUCAAAAAAUCAGAGUUGUCCAAAUCCAGUGGCAUUUACUGAGGUAAAGAGUGAAACCAUGCUUCAGGACAAAACAGAGCUGGAUAAGACAUUUACAUUCUGGGGAACGCCUGAGGGGUACGUUUUUCAUCCGGUUGAAUGCAUGCACCAAUUGCUUGACACAGUUCGCCGCCACAAAGUUAACAUUGAUGGCAACAUCUGUACUGUAAUGGUUACCAUUUUGGUUCUCGAGGGGUGGCAACGCAAGCUAGACCCAGGCUUUGAUAUCAUGCACACAUUGAAGACUUUACUACUAGAGAAGGACAUAAAGCAACCACUUGAUUUUUUCUCGUAAACAAACAGUAUCAGGUUAUUUUGAUACUCGUAAAUGAGUCUUCAUUUGUUCAAAGUGUUUUUUGUUUUAGUGCAAGAAAUUUUUAGAGCAAUUUAUCACAUCCAAGAAACAGCUUGUGGCAGCAACCAGCAUGAAAAACAUGUCCUGGGCUUGCUUCUAGGAAACCAAUUUACUGCAGGGAAUGGCACCACACUCCACAGCAGAUUUGCCCUCUUAUGUAAAUUUUGGGUUCAGAAGAAAAUGGCUAAGUUAAAGUUUUGUCUGUUCUUUGAGUAAAGCUCCGUCGUGGUUUUUGAUGCGCAAAUGACCAAAUUUGUCACUGAUUUUUUUUUAUGGUAUUAUGAUUGGAAUCCGUUGAUUGGCAGAGUUCGGAAUGAAGUGUUGUUUUAAGUGA
Phragmites australis (common reed) is the source of this 2615-nucleotide messenger RNA. RefSeq lists its product as uncharacterized. The record is from RefSeq and is a predicted model, not a curated record. The transcript is spliced from 5 exons. Bases 314 to 2221 code for a protein of 635 amino acids. NCBI's taxonomy places the organism in Eukaryota, Viridiplantae, Streptophyta, Magnoliopsida, Poales, Poaceae.